Molecule: messenger RNA, 1312 nt
Organism: Epinephelus fuscoguttatus (brown-marbled grouper)
Lineage: Eukaryota; Metazoa; Chordata; Actinopteri; Perciformes; Serranidae
Product: transmembrane protein 69-like
Exons: 3
Coding region: 265-1098 (277 amino acids)
Source: RefSeq, a predicted model, not a curated record
AAUAACAUACACGUGUACGUUUGUACUAAGUUUUUGUUAAAUUAUUAAUAUUUACAUGUAUUUUUAGGCUAUUUUGUCUUGAUAUAGACUAAUUGUAUUCUAGUGGAACUGUAACGUUAGUUCAGGGCUGCUUUCUAACGAACACGGAAGAAAUAAGCCGCGUACCAGCGGGUUUCCAACUGCUGUGUGACCCCGAGGAUAAAUACGAUUUAUAAGGGAGAUAAAUGUUUUUUUCUAGGACAAUGUUUUCAGCUUGAAACAGAGAUGCUCUCUGCUAUAUUUCAAAGAAGCACUUUUGCUGCACAGAAGGUAUGGCACUGGGCAGGUCCUCCACAAAGAUGCUGGACAUCAGCCCUGAGCAGGGCUUCAGAUGUUGGAUCCAGCUCCCUGCAGAGCUGCUGGGCCUCAACAGAAAGGCUGCCAUUUUCAGAAUGGAGCAAUGGACGAAUAAAUACUCCUGCUGUCCUCGGUUUCAGGAAGAUUGAGCUAUUCCAGAGGACCCAGACUCAUGCAGCUCCAUUUUCAGCGAGGAACCGACAGUUCCACUCCUCUGCUGCGAGGCUGAAGAAGCGACCAGAGCAGCCUGAACCUCCCAGAGAGCUGGAUCUGCUGCGCUAUGACAUGAAACACUUGUGGAAAAGUCCUAAACCUGCCCUGUACCUGGGGUUUGCAGGGCUGCUCCCCUUUGUCGCCCCCACUCUGCUCAUGGCUGUGACUGAGAACUACUAUCCAGAGUUGGCCUAUGCUCAGUUAGCUUAUGGCGCCUCCAUCGUAUCCUUCCUUGGUGGAUCCCGCUGGGGAUUCGCUCUUCCUGAGAGCAGCCCAGCCAAACCGGACUGGAUAAACCUGGCCAACAGUGUGGUUCCCUCCCUGUUAGCGUGGGUGGCCAUGCUGAUGAGUGACAGCCUUGUUUCUGCAGUCACCAUGGUUAUCAUGGGACUUGGAAUCUCACUGCAUUAUGAUUUGUCUCUGCUGCCCACUUACCCCAGCUGGUUCAAAGCCCUGCGCAAUGUCCUGACCAUCGUGGCGUUUUUCUCUCUUCUUGGUACACUUGUAGUUCAUGGGAUAUGCCCAGAGAAGAAGCUAUUCUUAGAUUAAAAAGUAUAAAUAUAUAUAUAAAACUAGAAAGCCACCAUGCUUUUGAAUUUGGUCACUUUGUCAGUGAUGUUUUUGAAGCUACCACUAGGAGUCGCAGAAAUCAGACAUUUUUCGAAUACCACACAUCCAAAGAACUGAACAAAAUUGACAGAAAAUGUGGAAGUUCUUGCUCAGAUGUCAAAUAAAUGCAUUUUUGUCAUUCAACACACCAUCA